UUGUUGCCAUAAACGCUGUAGGGCGAAAGGAUGGCGCUUCCCAGCUCUAGUACACCAAGAAGAAGCAAAACGUAGAGAACGGAGUCCGGUGCCAGCCUACGUAACGUUGACGCGCGACGUCCUCCCGGCCUCCAGGAGCGUGCGCAGUGUGUUUGUCAGGGGCCUCCGGCUGCUGUCAGCCGCCGUGGCGGUGCGGUUUGGAGUUGUUUUUCUGUUCCCCGUGUCCGGAGGGCGGGUCUGGGCCUCCUUCCUGGGUCUGUGGCGCGUCACCUCACUCCUACGUGGUGCAGAUUGCCGUAGACCCUCGGGAGCAGAAGUGGAGAAUGGCCCCCUGGAGUGAGAAGAGCGAGUGAAGCGCCGCCUCUCUAGACUCCCGAGUCUGAGGUGGGCGUGAGCGAAGAUUUUAAUUUAACUUGAAAAUGAGUAAGUGCAGAAAGCCACCACUGGGUUCAAGUUCUGAGACAUUCAGCCCAGAUGUUGUUGCUGCCAUUUUUGAACUCUUUGCCAAGAACUUUUCUUAUGGCAAGCCACUUAAUAAUGAGUGGCAGUUACCAGAUCCCAGUGAGAUUUUCACCUGUGACCACACGGAAUUUAAUGUAUUUCUUGAUUUGAAGAACUCCCUAAAUGAAGUAAAAAACCAACUGAGUGAUAAGAAACUGGAUGAGUGGCAUGAGCACACUGCUUUCACUAAUAAAGCUGGAAAAAUCAUUUCUCAUGUGAGAAAAUAUGUGAAUGCUGAACUUUGUACUCAAGCAUGGUGUAAGUUUCAUGAAAUUUUGUGCAGCUUUCCAAUUAUUCCACAGGAAGCUUUUCAGAAUGAAAAACUGAAUUCUCUACACCUUUGUGAAGCUCCUGGAGCUUUUAUAGCAAGUCUCAAUCAUUACUUGAAAUCCCAUCGAUUCCCUUGUGAUUGGAACUGGGUGGCUAAUACCCUAAAUCCAUACCAUGAAGCAAAUGACAAUCUGAUGAUGAUUAUGGAUGACCGACUUAUUGCGAAUACCUUGCAUUGUUGGUACUUUGGUCCAGAUAACACUGGUGAUAUCAUGACCUUGAAAUAUCUGACUGGACUUCAGGAUUUUGUAAGCAACAUGGGCACUGUUCACUUGAUCACUGCUGAUGGGAGUUUUGAUUGCCAAGGAAAUCCUGGUGAACAAGAAGCUUUAGUCUCUUCUUUGCACUACUGUGAAGUAGUCACUGCUCUGACGACUCUUGGAAAUGGUGGCUCUUUUGUUCUGAAGAUGUUUACGUUAUUUGAACAUUGUUCCAUAAACCUGAUGUACCUGCUAAACUGUUCCUUUGACCAAGUCCAUGUUUUUAAACCUGCUACAAGCAAGGCAGGAAACUCAGAAGUCUAUGUGGUGUGUCUUCACUAUAAGGGGAAAGAGGUAAUCCAUCCUUUGUUAUCUAAGAUGGUGCUGAAUUUUGGGACUGAAAUGACCAGGAAAGCUCUUUUUCCCCACCAUGUGAUUCCUGAAUCUUUUCUUAAAAGACAUGAAGAAUGUUGUGUGUUCUUUCAUAAAUACCAGCUAGAGACUAUUUCCGAGAACAUUCGUUUGUUUGAAUGCAUGGAAAAAAAGGAACAAGCAAGGCUGAAUAAAUUAAGAGACUGUGCUGUUCAAUAUUUCAUGCAAAAGUGCCAAUUGAAGGCUCUUUCCAGAAAUAAUUGGCUAGUAAAAAAAUCUAAUAUUGGUUGUAGUACAAAUACAAAAUGGUUUGGGCAGAGGAACAGAUAUUUUAAAACCUAUAAUGAAAGGAAAAUGCUAGAAACCCUUUCAUGGAAGGAUAAGGUGGCCCAAGGAUACUUUAAUAGUUGGGCUGAGGAACAUGCUUCGUACCAUCCUGGGAAAAGUUCUCUUUUAGAAGGGACAGCCUCCAAUCUUGAGUGUCAUUUAUGGCAUAUUUUAGAGGGAAAGAGACUGCCAAAAGUAAAGUGUUCUCCCUUUUGUGAUGGUGAAAUUUUAAAGGCUCUUAAUGAAGCAAUUGAAAAGUCAUUAGGAGGAGCCUUGGAUUCAGAUUUCAAGUUUAGACCAAAACAGCAUUGUUCUUGUCAUGUUUUUUCUGAAGAACUGAUAAUUUCUGAGUUGUUUAGCCUUACCAAGUGCCUUCAAGAUGAACAGUUUGUACAACCCAGCAACCAAAAAAAGUGCCUGCUUGUAGGUUUUCCAGCUCUUCCUGAUAACAAAAUGCAUAUACCAUUGGAAGUUCAACUCUUUGAAUCAGUCGAACUCAUGACUUUUACCUGUUCACUGCUUCAUGAUGGAGACCCAACUUACCAGCAGUUAUUUUUGGACUGCCUUCUACAUUCAUUACAGCAACUUAAUACAGGCGAUGUAAUGAUUUUGCCUGUACUUUCUUGUUUUACAAGGUUUAUGGCUGGUUUGAUCCUUGUACUCCACAGCUGUUUUAAAUUCAUUACGUUUUCUUGUCCCACAUCAUCUGCACCCCUGAAGACCUGUGCAGUCCUGCUAUGUGUCGGUUACAAGGACCUUCCAAAUGCAGUUUUCCAGUAUCUGCAGAAUGUGAAUGAAAUGUUGAGUGUUUUGCUUAACAAUGAUGCACCCCAGCAAGUGUUACAGUUUGUGCCAAUGGGACUGCUCCUUAAGGGGGCACUACUUGAUUUUUUGUGGGAUUUGAAUGCUGCCAUUGCUAAAAGGCAUUUGCAUUUGAUUAUUCAAGGAGAGAGAGAAGAAAUCAUCAACAGCCUUUAGUUGUGAAAUUGAACUUGUCUUUCUGACAUUUAACUGUAUGACUUCUUAUAGUUUCCAUUGUUAUUGCAUCCCUUUACUAUUUAUAUCCUUUCAUUUUGGGGAAAGGCCAACUUCUGCUUCAUUUAAUGGCUCAAUAUUUCUGGAAAACCAUCAGCUAGUUCCCAUCUCUAGGAUAUAUACAUACACAGGCAUAGAGUUUUCCUUGUGGUGGAAUCUGUGAGUGUUGAUACUCAACCUCAGACAUGAGAUGUGUGUGUGUGCUUGGGAUGGGCAUGUCCAUGCCUGCAUAUGCAGUUUAGUUGGUCUUCUUUAUCUGCUUAAGGUUUUUACAGAGUGCCUUUAUUCAGAUUUUUCUCCAGCUAAUUUCCUCUCAAUGGCUAGUGCUGUUAAUGAACCGAUGAAGUGAGGUGAGUCACUCCUGAGCAACACUGACUUCCUUUAACACUGACCAUGUCAGUUCUGGAUUUAGGAAACAUCUUGCCAGAUUUCUGGUUACAUGCCAUCAUUGCCAUUGACCCAGUUUACUUUUAUGGUUCAAAUGAAGCUACUGUGCUGUUUCAUGAAUAGACUAACCACAGCCACCAACCAGAAGGUAUAUCAGGACAGCUUCAAACCAAAGAUCAUGUUUAAAACAAUGAAAAAUUAUUCUGUCUAAAAAUUUCUGUAUCAUGAAAAGCCUGAUUUAGCAAUGAUGUAGUAAUUUUUAACUUCCAGGAAAUAAUCUGAACUAAAAGACAUUUUAAAAUUUCAAGAUAAUGUUUAUGGUCUUAUAUUGGGAACACAUGACUGUGAUAAAUGUAGUGAAUAUUGAAAAAUUUUUUAACACUUUCAUAAUGAUGAUUCAGCAUUUAACAUUUUUGUGGUCUUUACAGUUUCUUUUUUCAGUAUGAAAGUAGCACUUUAUCAAAAGUUUAACCAUGAGAUGGUUAUUUUAUGUUGUUUGAUUUCUUUUGAAUUAUAUGUAUUUAAUAGUGUAACUGAACUUUUCUGGCAAACUAGUAAGCAAAUCUUUACUACUUUGAAAUUCCACAAAAUGGAGAAUAUUUAUAUUCUUACAGGUACAUUUUAGACAUUUUUGUUAGUUAUAUGAAAAAUAGAUGUAUUCUUUGAUGUAUUUGGUUGAUAAAUAUUAAUCUGAAAUUUCUUUCAUGUUCUUUGCUAUUUUGAGUUCCAUUAUAGAUUCAUGAAUAAAGUCAUUAGCAGAGA
Messenger RNA from Phyllostomus hastatus (greater spear-nosed bat), 3914 nucleotides. RefSeq names its product cap methyltransferase 2 (gene CMTR2). Gene Ontology annotation, cellular component: cytoplasm; nucleus. The transcript is spliced from 2 exons. Gene Ontology annotation, molecular function: methyltransferase cap1 activity. The record is from RefSeq and is a predicted model, not a curated record. Lineage: Eukaryota; Metazoa; Chordata; Mammalia; Chiroptera; Phyllostomidae. The coding region runs from base 420 to 2708 and encodes 762 amino acids. Gene Ontology annotation, biological process: 7-methylguanosine mRNA capping.